UUUGACCAGCUGUCCGACCUCUCAGAACACAGUCAGGAUGGCAGCGAGGGCGCCUCUAUCAAGCCGGAUACUCGAGGAGUGAAGAGCAUGUUUCUCGCAUCUGUGGGAGCUCGCCGUCAUUUACAUUCAAGUGCCAAAGCUGAGUUGGCGGCAGCUCAGCUGGGCGAUAUCCCAGCCGACUUUGAUCAGGCCGGUUUGCUUUUUUCCGGCCUUGUCAUGAGACCACGCACCUUGUCUCCGAUUCCCUCCGUCGACUUCGACUCGACCAUUUAUUAUCCGGACGACUACCGGUCCAUGCCGAUGGCCUCACUCCUUGACGUAAAAAUGAUUGGAAAUGAGGAGAGCAAGAGCACCAAUGGAGGUAUGAUAGAAAUUGAGGAGGAGGCUGAGGAUUCUGUAAAUUCCGGUUAUAAUGACCUCUAUUGGCGGCCGAGGAUAGGCAUGUAUCCGGCACAAGUUGGCAGACGACUUGGGGCAAACCAUUCUGCUCCAGAGAGUCAAGACGUCGCCUUUGAGGCAGUCGUCGCAACCUGUUUGGGUCCCGAAGGUGGACAUACGACUGCAGGGCAAACACUAUUUCCCUCAAUAACCAGCAAAAAGGCAACGACCAAUAACACUGGCCAAAAGGAUCAGGCUGGAGAAAAUGCAGCAGCUUGGUUGAUCGGCGGAGAGCCACCUAAAGCUGAUCGGCGAUCAGAAGCAAACGAUGAUAUUUCAGGGGCCCUCAGCAAUAGUGAGGAAGACAAUUCGUGGAACCUGAAACAAGAUUCUACGCACAAUUUAGAGGUAGGCAUAUCAAGGGGAAAAAAUUAA
Molecule: messenger RNA, 813 nt
Organism: Protopolystoma xenopodis
Lineage: Eukaryota; Metazoa; Platyhelminthes; Monogenea; Polystomatidea; Polystomatidae
Source: the annotation of a GenBank genome assembly